Pseudogymnoascus destructans is the source of this 2525-nucleotide messenger RNA. RefSeq lists its product as uncharacterized. The coding region runs from base 1488 to 2525 and encodes 345 amino acids. Lineage: Eukaryota; Fungi; Ascomycota; Leotiomycetes; Thelebolales; Thelebolaceae. The transcript has 2 exons. The record is from RefSeq and is a predicted model, not a curated record.
ACGCUGUCUCGAUUCUUGACGGCGAGCCCGACUGCGGAUAUUUGCGGAUAUUUCACAUCGUGGGCAACGCAGACUCUCUUUGGGUGCGCGAAGGAAAACAAGUGCCAGUUUUACCCCAGCUGUGCGCAGGUCAAGGAAGGCUGAGGUCCAGAAUAUCAACAUACCACACCUUACUCCACCUUACUCCCCAACGAUCUGUCAUACGGCUAUCAUUUCCUCUUGUUCAGCCUGACCCAGCCAGCGCGCCAAAAUACCCAGCAGCCGUCGAGGAAUUGCGCGUCUGUCCCACAUCAGGCGGACAACGGCAGGAAGGGCGGGAAGCAAGGGAUUGGGGGAACAUCCCUUUUGCAUCCGACUGCCGACUGCCCCCAACCCAACCCGUCCGAUCGAUGAGAUCCAUCGAUCGGUGAGUGCCCGAGUCAUCAUGUAUGCUAUUGGGAAUCUCAUCGAUCGAUCGGUGAGUGCCCGAGUCAUCAUGUAUGCUAUUGGGAAUCUCAUCUAUCUCGAUCGUGGCUUCUCAAACAAAGGAUCGGACGACUGCCUGGCAAUGAAAUGGCACGUCUGCGCCAGUGCCGCGGAGCUGGGAGGAAUGAAAUGUACGCAUACCUGUUUGGAGGUUUGAGAUGCAAACCGAAGCCACUGUUCGAGAUGAGAUGAGAUGAGUCUCGCGAUGGGUUGGGCGUCCCGUCCCCGUCCCCGUCCCCGUCCCUGCCCCCGCCGUACAGUGAAGACAAAACCGGGUUGAAACGUUGAACCACAGAUCACAGAUAUCCCACUGUAGAUGAUACAGACAAUUACUGUAUAAAGUAUAAAGUGGACAACUGCCGGCCACCAGUAGCCAUAUUGACUGACGAUCGAUCUGACCAAGAAGCGGCCAACUGGCUGGUAACAUCUCGGACCAACCCGACAGACAUCGGCCAGCCGCAACGUCAACACACCAUCCGGAUCCAAAACACUCCGAAUCCAAAACACUGCAUAUCCCGCCGCCUAUCAGUGUGCGUACCAUGCAUCAUCCCGUCACUUCUCUCUUUUCUCUCCUCUAUUGUCUCUUCUCUCUUCUCAUAUCACAACAUACCCAGCGCCGUGGCAACACCCCACCAUCACCGUCUUUGAGAAUAAAGCGUUUCCCUUUUCAUCUUCUUCCCGCCUUCUCGUCGCCUGCGGUCCGGCGAUCUCUCGGCCAACUCGCUGAAAUGAGAUGUGUGGUAUGCAUGUUGGCAUAUUCCACAUUUGAGAUCUGAUCGUAUGUCUAGCCGCGCGCAUUAGACCCCGAGUGUGAGUUCCUCUUAGUUACUGUCUCACUGUACGGAGUAUAUCUUACCCUCGAUUUUCCCUUGUUUCGUUUCUCUCGUUUCAUUCCGUCAUCUUCGCACAUCCUCCCUAAAAGUCUCAUACACACAUCUAUCUAUUGAUCUGUCUGCAAAACAUCCGCGUCACGCUCCCGAGUCACAACAUUCUCUGCCUUAGUCCUGUCCGUUCGGCCUAGAAUGACCGAUAUGUCCCCGUGCCGGUUGUGCGCAGCACCCUUCCCGCCCGUGAUUGUUCGCAUAGUCGGCGCACCCACCCUCCCAGCCCUCCCCGAGUUUGAGGAUAAAUGGCCCAACUUCCUCGAUUCUCCACUUUCGCCUCUACCUCACCCUUCUCGCUCUGCUAAGAAACAAUAUUACCGCCUAUUUCCACACCAGAGAGCCAUGCCUCCUACUCCGCCGUCGUCGCCGCGGCGCCUCAAGCCUGUGAGCAGCGAUAUCACAGCGUAUGAUCUACAUGCUCUGUCGUCCAUCUCGCCAAUGGAGCAACUCUUUCUUGUCACCCCGUCAAGCGACACAUCAAGUCUGAGCGACCCAUCAAUCCACUCUCCCUCAGACGAAGACGACGACUACGAUACCUCGGGAUUCCCGUCGUGGCACAACUCCUACGACUUCCUCGCUACCCCCAGUGCAUCGCCUACCGAGCUAUCACCUCUAUACAGGUGCAACUCUCCCUCCAAAUUCGCAUUCGACAUCUCCUCCAUGCCCCCCCCACCCAUCCCUCCCCGCUCACCAUCGCUCAACUCCGGCGACACCACCAAGUCCUCCCGCCACCCUGCCCCACGUCCCCAGGCUGGUCCACCUCUUCACUUCGCUGCACCGCGCCGUGCGCCGCCUCUUGUGGCACCGGCGUUUAGGCACCGUGCAACGCCUCCGCUGCCGCCGCUAUCACGCCCUGGGUUUGCACCCCCAGCGACUAUACCUCCGCUUCACCCAUCCUCUUAUUCUACAAAUACGAGUCCCUUGAGCCUCUCGCUUCCUCCUAGCCCCCUCGCCCGUGCCGUGCCACUGCCCACAUCGCCAGUCUUGGCUGAGAAGAGUGUGUUUGACCAUGAGGAGGAGGGCGUCAAGGGGUUGAAGGGUGUCAAGGCGCGGUUUCAUAAACAUGGUGCGGCAUCGGGGGCACAAGGUGGGAGGAGGAAGAGCGCGGGGGAGGUGGUGAAGGGUAUAUUUGGUGGGUGGUCUGAGAAGGGUGGGAGGGGUGGAAAGGGUACAUGA